UAUGCGCAUUGCGCACCCGGCGCACUUCCGCCGUAAUCCUUACACACUCGCUACCCUAUCUCUAGUAUCUACCGGGCCUUCCUCUGCUAUGCUUUACUUUGUCUCAGUAACGCCCUAAUUUCAUAAUCUGUGAUUUCAAAAUAUUAGACUCUAUCUUCCAAUCUUUCAGAGCUUUUUAUUUUUUCCAAAAUAUUUUUCCAAAAUAAGAAUCCGAGCUUACCUUUGGUUUUCUUCCUGGAAUUGGAAAAAUUGCAUCUCACUCCUGUUUUGUGAUUUUAAUUUCGGUGCUCCUGAUCUUUUAAAACCAAAACCCAGUCCAAACUCCCAAAGAACCAUAAAUUCUAGCUGUCCCUUCGAAACUUCACGCCUUUUCACUCUUUGUCACGAAAUUGGACAUGAGAUAGAGUUGGAAACAGCGAAACUCUAUCGAUUUCACAACCGCCGAAGGGAAAAAACCAAUUUUUGCUUAGAUGAAGAAGCUGUGAGAGACAAAGGUGACAGAUAAGGUCGAGAUUCUUCAUCGAAUGUCGGUAGAGAGGUCGUUUGAGGCAUGGGAGGAGGUACAGCGGCACGGUCAGGACUUGGCGGACCGACUAGCUCAGGGUUUCAGCGGGUUGAUCCAGUCCCACAUCAGCCCUCCCUCGUUUCCGUGGCCCAACCCUCAGAAAUCCAUGCUCUUCGACCUCGAAUUCCCAAGUCAGCAGAAUUUUGGGAGAGGAGAUUUCGGAUUGGCGACCGAUAGUUCGGGGAUUAAUGGAGUAUUGGCGAUUUUCGAUAUUGGGAAUAGGAUUGGGCAGGCCGGGGCGGACUUCGGCGCGAACUUGAAUGGGUUGGUCCAGCAGUUUUUCAGGAGGCUGCCUGCCCCGUUUCGGCAGGAGGAGAAUGCGAAGGCGCCUGUGAUGGUGGACGUGGGGGGGAGUAGGCUGAGGGUUGAUGGGGGUGUGACUACGCAAGGGGAUUUGGGGUUGUUGACAGAGAGGCUGAGGGAUUUUGGGUUUGCGGAGAACGAUAGUGGUGCUGAUGAGUUGGUAGAUGAUGAAGUUGCUGGGUUUAAUCUUAGGUCGGCAGGGCUUUUGGGUAGACCGCAGGGGAUCAUAAAUAUUACAUCAACCUAUGAUAGCAGAACGCAUGACGUAGAAAGUUCUUUGGUUGCACGGGGAGAUUUAUGGAGGGUAGAGGCAUCACACGGCAGUUCUACAUCUGGGAAUGACAAUUCAUCUCUCUUUCUUGUCCAGCUUGGACCAGUGCUCUUUAUUCGUGAUACAACUCUUCUUUUGCCUGUCCAUUUGUCAAAGCAGCAUUUGCUUUGGUAUGGCUAUGAUAGGAAGAACGGAAUGCACUCACUUUGUCCAGCUGUGUGGUCAAAGCAUAGAAGGUGGCUGUUAAUGUCAAUGCUCUGUCUCAAUCCCUUAGCUUGUUCGUUUGUAGAUUUACAGUUUCCAAAUGGGAAGUUGACAUAUGUAUCUGGUGAGGGGCUUACUACAAGUGCUUUCCUGCCUAUUUGCGGAGGCCUUCUACAGGCUCAGGGUCAAUAUCCAGGAGAAAUGAGAUUCAGCUUUUCUUGCAAGAAUAAGUGGGGAACACGCAUAACACCAAUGGUGCAAUGGCCUGACAAGUCAUUUGCGUUUAGUUUUGCACAAGCCUUGGCUUGGAAGAGAUCUGGUCUCAUGGUGAAACCGACUAUCCAAUUCAGUUUAUGCCCCACUUUUGGUGGAAGCAAUCCUGGGUUGCAGGCGGAGCUUAUUCAUACGGUGAAGGAGCAACUGAGUCUGAUAUUGGGAUGUGCAUUCAUGACUCAUCCUUCUGCAUUUGCGUCUAUUUCUCUUGGCAGGUCAAAGUGGAAUGGAAAUGUUGGGAGUUCUGGGAUAGUUGUGAGAGUGGACACCCCUCUUUCCAGUGUUGGUCGACCUUCCUUCUCUGUUCAGAUAAAUUGUGGUAUUGAAUUUUAAACGUGAUCCCACACAAGCCCCAAUCAAAGUGUACAGUCUCAAGCUCAGAAACCAUACAAUAAUACAACGUGUGAAUAUUUGAAUGUUAUUUGAUGCCAGUUACACUGAUACCAUCUUCUUUGUAUUUGGAAUAUUUUAUUACAUUAUCUCCUUUUUUUU
Juglans regia (Persian walnut) is the source of this 2108-nucleotide messenger RNA. RefSeq lists its product as uncharacterized. The transcript is spliced from 7 exons. NCBI's taxonomy places the organism in Eukaryota, Viridiplantae, Streptophyta, Magnoliopsida, Fagales, Juglandaceae. Bases 525 to 1949 code for a protein of 474 amino acids. The record is from RefSeq and is a predicted model, not a curated record.